CAAGCCAAAUUACCUUUACGAGCCAAACAGGUUUCGUGGAGUUACGACCAUCUCACCAACCACCCUGGAUCAAACAUUGCUGCUGUAACUCUUCUUACUCAAAACGGAAAAGGGUGGCCAACGGAAUGAGAAAGGUCUCCCCGCAAGUUCAUCGUCUCUUCCUCGGUCACCGACUUGGCUUCUAGGGUCGUCUUUAACGAUCGCUUCUUGGGACCCUCGAUAUCGCUGGCCGCUCGCUUGGAACCCCGAUUAGGAGCAAUCAGACGGUUUUCAGAGAUCAUUCUAGAGUGUCGCGGCGAUGAUGGUCUUUCUUGAGGAGGAGAAGCUCUGGAAACGCCUUUUUUGUUUUGUUAUUUCCUGACGUUAUCUGGCGGAUUCUACCAUCGGCAGUGGAAUGGCCGACGCGAUGUCGAUAAUUCCGGUGUCUGUUCUCAGGAAUCUUGCCGAUAAGCUAUACGAGAAGCGCAAGAAUGCGGCCCUUGAGGUCGAAGGCAUCGUGAAGCAACUAGCUCAGACGGGAGAGCAUGACAAGAUUACGAGUGUAAUUAAUCUGUUAGUCACCGAAUUUACGUAUUCCCCGCAGGCUAACCAUAGGAAGGGGGGUUUACUAGGGCUAGCUGCAGCUACAGUAGGCCUGUCUUCAGAAGCUUCUCGGCAUCUGGAGCAAAUUGGACCUCCUGUGCUUAAUUCUUUCCUUGACCAAGACAAUAGUGUUCGAUUUUAUGCUUGUGAAGCACUAUACAACAUAGCUAAGGUUGUUAGAGGAGAUUUUAUUGUAUAUUUCAAUCAGAUUUUUGAUGCACUUUGUAAGCUCUCAGCAGACUCAGACGCCAAUGUACAAAGUGCUGCUCAUCUGCUAGAUCGGCUUGUAAAGGAUAUUGUAACAGAAAGUGAUCAAUUCAGCAUAGAGGAAUUUAUCCCAUUGUUACGGGAACGCUUGAAUGUGUUAAACCCCUAUGUUCGGCAAUUUUUGGUGAGUUGGAUCACUGUGUUGGAUGGUGUUCCAGAGAUUGAUAUGCUUGGCUUCCUUCCAGAUUUUCUUGAUGGUUUGUUCAAUAUGCUUAGUGAUUCUAGCCAUGAAAUACGUCAGCAAGCUGACUCCGUACUUUCAGAAUUUUUACAAGAAAUAAAGAACCCUCCUAAUGUAGAUUACGGUCGUUUGGCUGAAAUUUUGGUUCAAAGGGCAACUUCUCCUGAUGAAUUUACUCGGUUAACGUCUAUCACAUGGAUUAAUGAGUUUGUAAAAGUUGGUGGAGACCAGCUUGUUCCUUACUAUGCUGAUGUCCUUGGAGCAAUAUUACCGUGCUUAUCUGACAAAGAAGAGAAGAUAAGAGUUGUGGCUCGUGAGACCAAUGAAGAGCUUCGCGCAAUUUCUGCUGACCCAGCUGAGGGAUUUGAUAUAGGAGCCAUCCUUUCUGUUGCAAGGAGACAAUUAACGAGCGAAUUUGAAGCAACAAGGCUGGAAUCUCUUCACUGGAUUCGAACACUUUUAGCUCGUCAACGUCCUAAGGUCAUAACAUACUUGAAUGACAUCUUUGACUCCCUUUUGAGGGCAUUAGCAGAUCCUUCAGAUGAGGUUGUUCUUCUAGUGCUGGAAGUUCAUGCAUGCAUAGCAGAAGAUGCUCAACAUUUUCACCAUCUUGUAGUUUUCCUGAUUCACACCUUCCGCUCCAAUCACGUGCUUCUUGAGAAGCGUGGUAUUAUGAUAGUUCGUCAACUUUGUUUUCUUUUGAAUGCUGAACGAGUCUACCGGAAAUUUUCAGAAAUUCUUGAGGCAGAAAAAGAUUUUGAUUUUGCAUCGACGAUGGUUCAGGCUCUGACUUUGAUUCUCCUCACCUCGACUGAAUUGUUCAGUUUGAGAAAUCUCCUAAAACAAUCGUUGAUGAAUCCUGCUGGCAAAGAUUUAUUUCUCUGUCUGUAUUCCUCUUGGUGCCAUUCACCAAUGGGAAUGAUAAGUUUGUGUCUGCUUGCUCAGGCCUACCACCACGCUAGUGCUGUAAUUCAAUCACUUGGGGAGGAAGACAUAAAUGUCAAGUUCUUGAUGCAGUUGGACAAAUUGAUACGCUUGCUGGAGGCUCCAAUUUUUACUUACUUGAGAUUGCAGCUUCUGGAUCCUGGUAGAUAUCCAUGGUUGUUGAAGACUCUUUAUGGACUUCUGAAUUUGCUGCCGCAGCAAAGCGCUGCCUUCAAGAUAUUAAAAACUAGAUUGAAAACUAUGCCUCCACACACUCUUGUUGAUGAUCAAGUUAAAUGGAGAUCCUCUGGAAACCCAAAUACACAAAUUCUUGAAGUUACUGAGCAUGGAAGCCAUAUCCAUGAUCAAGGGAACAUGCAUAUUGCUAUUAACUUUGCAUCACGGCUACAGCAGUUUAAGAACGUGCAGAACCUGCAUCGGAUGCAUUCCAGAAAUACGCAGUUUCCUCUGAGUUCCACGGCAGCUAUGUUUUCACAGGUACAAAUAUCUGAAGAGCUGCGCCCGCCUGUGGCCCAUAGUGAAGUUAGCCAUCCUCCACCCAGAUCAUCCUGGACAAAUUCUGGACAGUUCCAUCAACAUUGAACUUGCCAAACUUGGCGUCCCAAUCUUCUUCAUUUCAAAUAUCUGUGUCAGGUAAAAGGAAUUCAGUGGGUAUAUGAUACUUUGUAAAUGACAUCGGUUACUCUUUCAUAGUUUCGGGCAAUUAUUAUUGCAGAGAUUAUGAUGUA
Molecule: messenger RNA, 2703 nt
Organism: Dendrobium catenatum
Lineage: Eukaryota; Viridiplantae; Streptophyta; Magnoliopsida; Asparagales; Orchidaceae
Product: protein VAC14 homolog
Exons: 20
Coding region: 395-2557 (720 amino acids)
Biological process (GO): phosphatidylinositol biosynthetic process; positive regulation of kinase activity
Cellular component (GO): PAS complex; endosome membrane
Source: RefSeq, a predicted model, not a curated record